GGCCAGACAGAAGAACUCCUCAGCCACUAUACAGUAAGCCACCAGCGCUCCACUGCCUGCCUUCCAGGGCCAGGUCUGUUGUCUUACUGGGUUUUCUGUGGUGUGGAUCUUCUUCACAACAAAGCAGGGAAUCAUGAGGUCCCCUCCCCAACCUUCAGCACCUUCCAGCCCAUGAACUUGACCCAGGGGAGAUGCCAGGACUUGGGUUGGGGGAGCAAGCUCAGCAUACAGGCUCUGAAGCUCAACCCCAGGGCCACCCACACUAUGGCUUCUGCCUCAGCCCCAGGAGCUGCCUGGAUCCUGGGGAAGACUGAGAAGGAGGAAGAGGUACCUGGGAAAGGUGGCCUGUCAUUGCAAGCUGAGACCAGAGCCUGGGUCCAGAAGACCCAGGCCCACUGGCUCUUGCUCAGGACUGCCCCAGUUUGGUUCCAUGGCUUCAUUACCAGGAGGGAAGCUGAGAGGCUGCUGCAGCCCCAGCCUCAAGGAUGCUAUCUGGUACGCUUCAGCGAGAGCGCCGUGACCUUCGUGCUUUCCUACAGGAGCCGGACCUGCUGCCGUCACUUCCUCCUUGCCCAGCUGGGGGAUGGGCGUCACGUGGUGCUGGGCGAAGACAGUGCCCACAAGCAGCUUCAGGACCUGCUUCAACACUAUACAGCGUGUCCCCUCAGCCCCUAUGGGGAGAUGCUCACCCAGCCCCUUGCCCGCCAGACUGCUGAGCCCACUGGACUUUCCCUGAAGACUGAAUCAGACUCCAGAAGCAAAAGACAGGAGGAUCCAAACAGCCAGCCCAGCCUGCUCAGCCAACAGGGGCAGACCCAGGCCCCAGCACAAAAAGAGAAAGUGUGGGCCUCCCAACCCAAGGAGACUUCACCGGCACCCAGACCCAGGCCUCCCAUCCCUGCCAAGCCUCAGCUUCCAUCUGAAGUCUAUGCAAGUCCUGCUUCACGACCCCAACGGGCUCUACCCAUUAACCCCAUCUACCAGGAGCCUGAUGAGCCCAUAGCCUUCUACGCCAUGGGGCGGGGCAGCCCUGGGGAAGCCCCUAGUAAUAUCUAUGCUGAGGUAGAGGGGCCAUCAGGAACAGCACCCACUGGGCACCCCAUCCUCCGGAAGUGCUGGUCCAGGCCCAUCUCAGGAGGCCAGGCAAAGGGAGUACAAGAGAAGAAAAGCUCAAGAAGGCCAGCAGAAAGAGGAAGCUCCUCCUGACCAGUGGACGAGGUGAAGGUCAGUGGACCGAAGCAGGACGGAGCAGUCCAUGCUGCCGGAGAACUUUGUCCAGCUCCAGGCUCGAGACUCCAGGCUCUAUCUGCACUCUACAUUCACAAGCUCACCUCUGUGAAGCCCUACCUGCCCCACUUCAGAGAAAAAUAAGGAAGACAGGGCUCCCUCAACCUUCCUCCUCCCAACCAGCAUCUUGCCUUCCUCAGAUACAUGUGGUACUGAUCCAGCUCUCCCAGAGAAAGGCACUUAGGAUCCCAGUUGUCACCCCCAGUGUGCAC
Arvicola amphibius (Eurasian water vole) is the source of this 1499-nucleotide messenger RNA. RefSeq names its product SH2 domain containing 2A (gene Sh2d2a). The transcript has 7 exons. NCBI's taxonomy places the organism in Eukaryota, Metazoa, Chordata, Mammalia, Rodentia, Cricetidae. The record is from RefSeq and is a predicted model, not a curated record. Gene Ontology annotation, cellular component: cytoplasm. Bases 172 to 1206 code for a protein of 344 amino acids.